ACAGCAAUCUAAGACUAAUUCAUGGCAUCCAGAAUCUACAGAUUGUACCCUCAAACCAAAAGUUCACAAUUCCUGACAUUAUUCAUCAACUUUUCCUUCUCUUUCUCUCUUCCCAAACGGGACCAGCUAACUUUCCAUGUGAACUGCCAUUAGAGCUUCUUCUACGAUUCUUUGGUAUCAACUAUCAACCUUCUUCCAUAAUUCUAUUCUUUUCUCCAUUGUUAAACUCUGCCCAUUUUCUUCCUCUUCUUGUUAAACCCAAAGGAUUUACCUUUCUUUCUUUCUAGUCUUUGAACACUCCAGAGGACCACAACCACCUCUUUGUUACUCUGAAUUUCAAGAAUAGCACCCUCCAAUUUCCGUUAACAGUCCAAGAAUCUAACUCCCAAGUUCCUAAUCCAUAUAUAUUUAUUUUCUUUUGUAGUAGUCCAAAAUGUCAGUCGCCGGUGGAGUAGAAUACGUGGUCGUUUUAGGCUGCAUGCGAUGGGCCUGGAAGCGCUGCACCCACGGGGGAUCCGACGAUAGUGCUUCCUGGGCUUUGGCCACUAAGGACGAAUUCGAACCAGUUCCUCGCAUCUGCAAUCUAAUCCUCUCUGUCUACAAGACCGACACCGAACAUCCCCAGCUCUCAUCAUCUCUCGACCCCAAGUGUCUAAUCAAGCGAGUCACCUACGAGCAGACCCUCGGCCGUACUCCUCCUUAUAUCAUCUAUCUCGACCAUGAACACAAAGAAAUCGUGCUUGCAAUUCGUGGGUUAAAUUUGAUCAAGGAAAGUGACUACAAAAUGCUGUUGGACAACCGAUUGGGGAUGCAAAAGUUUGAUGAUGGAUACGUGCAUCAUGGGUUGUUGAAGUCUGCUCUAUGGUUAUUGAAUGAGGAGAGAGACACAUUGAAGGAUCUCUGGGUGAACAAUGGGAGGGAAUACACUAUGGUGUUUGCAGGACAUUCUUUGGGGUCAGGAGUGGCUUCCUUGUUGACGAUUAUUGCUGUGAAUCAUAGUGAUCAAUUAGGAGGAAUUCCCCGCAAUAAAAUCAGGUGUUAUGCUGUGGCCCCAGCUCGGUGUAUGUCACUUAACUUGGCGGUUAAGUAUGCGGAUGUGAUUAACUCUAUUGUGCUGCAGGAUGAUUUCUUACCAAGAACGCCUACUCCAUUGGAGGAUAUUUUUGAAUCAAUCUUCUGCUUGCCCUACUUGCUAUUUAUGGUUUGCUUGAGGGAUACCUUCAUACCAGAAGGAAGAAAGCUUAGAGAUCCAAGAAGACUUUAUGCACCAGGACGAAUGUAUCAUAUUGUAGAGAGAAAGUUUUGCAGAUGUGGGAGGUUUCCUCCAGAGGUCAGAAGUGCCAUUCCCGUAGAAGGAAGAUUUGAACACAUUGUCUUAUCAUGUAAUGCCACAUCUGAUCAUGCAAUUAUUUGGAUAACAAGGGAGUCAGAGAAGGCCCUGCAGACGAUGAUGGAAAACAGUUCUGAGACCAUAACAACUCCUCCAAAAGUACAGAAACUGGAAAGUUUACAGACACUUGAAAAAGAACACCAAGAUGCAAUGGAAAGAGCAGUUAGUUUGAAUAUUCGGCAUACUGAUACUGAGAGCAUCACGGAGGCAGAACCUCAAGAGGACAAAGAGGCAGAAUCUUCCCAUGGUAAGCAUGAAGGUGAACAAGCUUCAGAAACUAAAACACAGUCCAGCAGCUAUGCAAGGAAAAAGUGGGAUGAAUUGCUUAAUGAAGUGUUAGAGAAGGAUGAGUUGCAUCAAAUGGCUGCAAAGAAAGAUGCAAAUGCCCCCAGAUAACAACUAUUACUUAUUGUCAAGUGUGCAUACAUUGAAAGAUAGGUCUUUUGUUCCUUUGUUCAUUUUUGUACCCACAUUUCCGUAUGUCCUAGUUUGUAUACCUUGAGAACUAGCCAAAACACUCGUGAGGAAGUGAUAGAGACACAAAAAAGUACACGGGUAAUAUUUAA
Hevea brasiliensis (rubber tree) is the source of this 1956-nucleotide messenger RNA. RefSeq lists its product as uncharacterized. The transcript is spliced from 5 exons. Gene Ontology annotation, biological process: lipid catabolic process. The coding region runs from base 434 to 1786 and encodes 450 amino acids. Lineage: Eukaryota; Viridiplantae; Streptophyta; Magnoliopsida; Malpighiales; Euphorbiaceae. The record is from RefSeq and is a predicted model, not a curated record.